GAGGUCAGGUGAUCGAGAUCAUCCUGGCCAACAUGGUGAAACCCCGCCUCUACUAAAAAUAAAAAAAUUAGCCGGGCUUGAUGGCGUACACCUGUAAUCCCAACUACUCGGGAGGUUGAGGCAGGAGAAUCGCUCGAACCCGGGAGGCGGAAGUUGUAGUGAGCCGAGACGGUGCCACUGCACUCAGCCUAGCGACAGAGACUCCGUCUCAAAAAAAAAAAAGACGCAGAGAUAGAGUUGCCGCCCGAAAGGAUACAGAAAGGAGAGGCGAAAAACUUAUCCGAAUCCUCACUACUUCCUUACAACUGGCGACCAAGUGGACCAAAAACCUCCAAAAAACCUCAGUUGGCUGGACUACCCGGUCCUUGCUCUCCUUCCUGGGCUUCUGUACCCGGCCGGAACUUUAGUGUUCUGACGCCUUGUUUGGCAUCGGAAGGGAAAAACAGAUGGACCUAUAAGUGAAAAGUGGCUUCUGGUUGGAAGCCACACUAUAGGCUCGGGGAGGUAAGCGGUGGUAGGUUGGCGUUUGAUGUGUCCCGGGUGUGGGGAGGCGACAGAGCCCUGGCAGUUGAGGGUUGCGGGGCCUCCCCACCGCGGCGAAGGUCUAGCCUUCGGAGGCCAGGCCGUGAGUGCCGGAGGUAAACGCCAAGGCGGAAGAGUUUUGCCACUCACUACCUCAGUGACCUCGGGUAAAUUAGUCUUGGAACGUCGGUUUCCUCGUCUCCAUAAUUGAAAUAAUAAUAGUUCCUCUCUGAGGAUUGUUGUGAGCCGUCAGUGAAACCCUUAGAGCAGUUUCUGGCACAUGGUAGAAUUGGGCUAUUUGCUGAAGCUUCUUCGUAGCCCUUGGUAGCCCAGGAAGAAACUUAUGUUUUGAUUUUUUUGUACCAUGGCUUUGUUUCACAAAGUGCUGCGUGGUACUUAUAUUCUCAGAAAAUGCUCUAAGCCAACUUCUGCCUUGCAUCCACUUUUGGGUAUUCGCUUUGCAGACUAUUCCAGUAGUCUUCAGAAACCAGUGGCUUCUCCUGGCAAAGCCUCCUCACAGAGGAAGACUGAAGGGGGUUUGCAAGGACAUCACCAGAAAGAAGUUGCUUUGGAUAUAACUUGUCCUGAGGAGAAACCUGAUGUUAGUUUCGAUAAAGCAAUUAGAGAUGAAGCAAUGGACCAUUUUAGGCGUUUGAAGGAUGAAAUUGUGAAUCAUUGGAAGGGACCGGAAGGCCGCCCUCUGCAAGAGGCCUUGCUGGAACAAGCCAAGGUUGUCUGGCAGUUCCGCGGGAAAGAAGAUUUGGAUAAGUGGAGAGUGACUUCUGAUAAGACGAUUGGAGGCAGAAGUGAAGUGUUUUUGAAAAUGGGCAAGAAUAACCAAAGUGCACUGCUCUAUGGAACUCUGAGCUCUGAGGCACCUCAGGACGGGGAGUCUGCCCGCAGUGGGUACUGUGCAAUGAUAUCCAGGAUUCCAAGGGGUGCUUUUGAGAGGAAGUUGUCUUAUGAUUGGUCGCAGUUCAAUACUCUGUAUCUCCGUGUACGUGGGGAUGGUCGGCCUUGGAUGGUGAAUAUCAAGGAGGACACAGAUUUCCUCCAGAGGACGAAUCAGAUGUAUAGUUACUUCAUGUUCACCCGUGGUGGACCCUACUGGCAGGAGGUCAAGAUUCCUUUUUCCAAAUUUUUCUUCUCUAAUCGAGGAAGAAUCCGGGAUGUUCAGCAUGAGCUUCUGCUUGACAAGAUCUCUUCUAUAGGAUUCACCUUGGCUGAUAAAGUGGAUGGUCCAUUCUUUCUGGAGAUAGAUUUUAUUGGAGUGUUUACUGAUCCAGCCCAUACAGAAGAAUUUGCCUAUGAAAAUUCUCCAGAGCUUAACCCAAGGCUUUUUAAAUAAAGAUUAUGUGGUAGUUUUGUUUUACUACUCUAAGGCUACUAGCAUCUAUAAUGAUGUAGACAAAAUAAAAUAUUUCUUUAAUGGCAUCCAA
Molecule: messenger RNA, 1961 nt
Organism: Macaca mulatta (Rhesus monkey)
Lineage: Eukaryota; Metazoa; Chordata; Mammalia; Primates; Cercopithecidae
Gene: NDUFAF1
Product: NADH:ubiquinone oxidoreductase complex assembly factor 1
Biological process (GO): mitochondrial electron transport, NADH to ubiquinone; mitochondrial respiratory chain complex I assembly
Cellular component (GO): mitochondrion
Source: RefSeq, a predicted model, not a curated record